UCUUUCCUUUCUUCUCCCCCAAUCCAAUCCAACUCCACAAAGUACCCAAACCGAAGAGCCAAGAAGAACGCCAAGCUACCUCGUCGCCGACUGAUCAGGAUGGCCGGAUCGAUGGAACUCCCCGCCAAGGGCGGCUUCAGCUUCGACCUGUGCCGCAGGAACGCCAUGCUGGAGAAGAACGGCCUCAAGAUGCCCGGGUUCAGGAAGACCGGAACCACCAUCGUCGGCCUCGUGUUUCAGGAUGGUGUAGUUCUUGGGGCAGACACAAGGGCAACUGAGGGUCCUAUAGUUGCUGAUAAGAACUGCGAGAAAAUUCAUUUCAUGGCACCGAACAUAUACUGCUGUGGUGCUGGAACUGCUGCUGACACGGAGGCUGUGACAGAUAUGGUCAGCUCCCAGCUACAGCUUCACCGUUAUGCUACUAGUCGCGAGUCAAGAGUUGUGACCGCCCUUACACUACUGAAGACACACCUGUUUAACUACCAAGGUCAUGUUAGUGCUGCCCUGGUUCUUGGCGGAGUAGAUGUAACUGGACCACAUCUUCACACUGUUUAUCCACAUGGUUCCACAGAUACUCUUCCUUUUGCCACGAUGGGUUCUGGAUCCCUUGCUGCAAUGUCUGUGUUUGAAUCGAGGUACAAAGAAGGCCUCACUAGGGGGGAGGGAAUACAACUUGUAGCUGAUGCAAUAUGUGCUGGUAUCUUCAAUGACUUGGGGAGUGGCAGCAACGUGGAUGUUUGUGUAAUAACCAAGGGGAAAACGGAGUACUUGAGAACCCACCAGGAACCAAAUCCAAGGACUUACGCUAGCUCGAAGGGUUUUAGCUUCGCGAAAGGUCAUACUGAGGUAUUGUCCACAAAGAUCACACAGCUCAAGCUAAAGCCUGAGGUCACCGAGGGUGAUGCCAUGGAAGAGGAGUAAUCUUACGUGCUUGCAUUCGGAUCAGCAGUUGUAUUACGAAUUUGUGUAAUUUCUAUUUUUCUCAUUAGAUAUGCUAGACCAUAAAAGAUGUAUGUAGUUUCUUUUUGUACCUGCUGAACUUAGUGGAAAACUAUUAUGUCAAAGAUGUUCACGUAUGCUUCUUGAUGCAGAUGUAAGGAUUUACUAGUUUGUGAUGCUAGUGUUUGUGCCAUGUCAGUAUUUC
This is a messenger RNA of Lolium rigidum, 1144 nucleotides long. RefSeq names its product proteasome subunit beta type-7-A-like. The transcript has 8 exons. NCBI's taxonomy places the organism in Eukaryota, Viridiplantae, Streptophyta, Magnoliopsida, Poales, Poaceae. Bases 100 to 921 code for a protein of 273 amino acids. Gene Ontology annotation, molecular function: threonine-type endopeptidase activity. Gene Ontology annotation, cellular component: proteasome core complex. The record is from RefSeq and is a predicted model, not a curated record.